ACACUCUUCUUUAACUAUUUACAUGCAGCUAAUAGCCUAUAAUAAUCUCAGCACGCUGAUUAUCGGCUCAUAUUGCGACUCCGAGCUACAAAACGUGUGCUCUCUCGAUUCAGCGGCUCCUUUUGCUAUGUGUAUGUCGGCCAUGGAGGUUGAUGUAGCAGUCAUAGGUGCUGGUCUAACCGGCAUCGCCUUUGCGCGAUUCUAUCUCGACAUCCACCCUGAAGCGCGCCUCGUGAUCUUCGAGAAGGAUGCCGACAUUGGCGGGGUUUGGAGUGCAGAAAGGGUGUUUGAGGCGUUCUGGGCGCAAAGUCCUCUACGUAUGACGUCGUUGGCAGACGUAGCUCUCGACAUCCCGGACGAUGCUCCCAGGGCGUACGGAACAUUUGAGGCCAAGUAUGUAACCAAAUAUCUGAAAGAAUAUGUCGACAGCCAUGUCUACAAUGGGGAAUCUUUACGAUCACGAAUCAGGGUCAAUGCAGAUGUGCGAUCAGUGGAAAAGCACGGUGAUGGGUGGCUCUUGCAUAUCAAAGGUACCGAGCCUCAGUCUUGGUACUGUAAGAAAUUGGCUGUCGCAUCAGGACUCACAUCAUUGCCAAAUAUGCCAACCUUCCCUCUCAGUUCCGAUUGUAAAUUUCCCAUGCUUCAUCAUCGGGACCUUGGAGCUCAUGAGAAGAUCUUGGAGCCCGAUUCAGCUUACAGAAACAUCACCGUUAUUGGGGGAGGAAAAUCAGCAGCCGACAUGGUGUACGGUGCUCUCAAAAAAGGGAAAAAUGUUAACUGGAUCAUUCGAACUUCAGGAGAAGGCCCAGGCAUAUUCAUGGAUCCAGCAGCUAGUGGGAGAUACAAACAUGCGGCAGAAGCCGGGGCAACCCAGAAAGCUGCGACGCUCAGCCCUUCUUUUUUCCAUGAGCUUUCUGGUACGGCUCUCUCACUUCAUCAAAACGAGUCAGCGAGAGCUAGUCUCGAGGAGAAACUGUAUGCCGCCGAUCAUCGAUUCAAGGCCUGGGCGAACUAUCGUGGGCGUGAAGGGGCUCUUCCAGGCUUUCGUGACUUGGAACCAAAAGCAUCAUUCUUUUGGAGCAGCGGUCCUAUUGGAGUCAUUCAGCAGGACGAUUUUUGGGAUUUAGUCAGUAAGAACGUACACGUCUACCGGGGUGAUCCAUGUGGUACUACAUCCGACGCCAUAAUAUUGAUGGACGGAAGAGAAGUGCCUACUGAUGUCGCUUUAUGUGGCACAGGUUGGAACUCCUCGUACCCUUUCUUCACGAAUGAACAAGCCUCUCAAUUGGGUCUCCCACAUCAACCUAGCGCCUCGACCGAAGACCAAACCUGGAAAGAUUUGAUAAAACAAGCAGAUGCAGAGAUUCUAAGAACGUAUCCCAUUCUGGGCUCGCCGCCGACCGACGCCAAAUUUGUCGGGGGUGAUAACCUCACACCAGCCAGGCUCUACAACGGCAUGGCUUCCCUAUCUGAUCCUUCCAUUCUCUUUUUAGGGAGAGCUCGAAUGUCCAACAACUUCCGCGCCGCUGAUGCUCAGGCUAUUUGGGCUACCGCAUACUGGGAUGGCCAUGUAACUCUACCGCCAUUAGGUGAGGCAAAGCGCCAAGUGGCAUAUAUGAACGCCUUAUCACGAAGACGUUAUCCGACUAGAGGUGCUGACGGUGUCAACUUCCAUGCAGAUCUGGUCUAUUACACGGAUAAGCUUGCUUGUGAGGCUGGACUUUCUUCUCACCGCAAGGGCUGGUGGAAUGAUCCUGAAGAGCCGUGUCUGGCGAGUGAUUUUCGAGGUUGUACAGAGGAGUAUCGGAAGAAAUACUGUUAGGCGAAGGUAGACGGAAUAAAGUAGACUUCCUAAUAGCUACAAUUAGAUAUGCUAAUCAAGCUUGAUUGUAUGAU
This is a messenger RNA of Talaromyces stipitatus ATCC 10500, 1896 nucleotides long. RefSeq names its product dimethylaniline monooxygenase, putative. The record is from RefSeq and is a predicted model, not a curated record. The transcript is spliced from 4 exons. The coding region runs from base 23 to 1822 and encodes 599 amino acids. Gene Ontology annotation, molecular function: flavin adenine dinucleotide binding; NADP binding. NCBI's taxonomy places the organism in Eukaryota, Fungi, Ascomycota, Eurotiomycetes, Eurotiales, Trichocomaceae.